AUGACGGUGAAAAAGGGCAAUGUUCAACCUUUUUUCAAUGUACUGGGCAACAAAAUUGACACCGGUGCGCUGAGGCCCUUUCCCUCUCGUCCAAAAGUCUCACCCAGUAGCACUCGGCAGCAUCCCGGGCCUGCAAAAAUUGCUCCUAAUCCAUCCUUCGUACUUGAUGGGGUCUCCAGGUUUGACUUCGGUCAAGGACUACUUGGAAACUGCUGGUUUCUUGCGUCUAUCGGUGCUCUGACGUUCCAGCCUGAUAUCCUUGGGCAAGUUGUCCCUCUUGAACAAACAUUUGAUGAGAACUACUGCGGGCUCUUCCAUUUCAGGUUCUGGAGAUUUGGAAGGUGGGUGGAUGUCAUCAUUGAUGACAAGCUACCAACAAUCAAUGGGAGACUGAUCUUCGUUCACUCCAUUGACCAAAAUGAGUUCUGGCCUGCUUUGAUGGAGAAAGCAUAUGCCAAGGUGUGUGGUUCCUACGCGGACAUANNCGAGGCUUUGGUGGACUUCACUGGAGGUGUUCACAUGUGUAUCAAUCUGUCAGACCCUCCCCCAAACCUGUGGGAACUGAUGUGCAGAGCUGGCCAGUCCAAGUCUCUGAUGGGUUGUGGUACACCUCAAGGGUACAAGAAGCAGAAGGGAAAAUUCCCAGCCUCUUUCUUCAGCAGCCAAGCACCUGCCGCCCAAACUAAAACCUACAUGAAUGCACGUGAGGUGAUGGAGUUCACUUUGCUAAAGCCUGGUGAAUACCUGAUUGUGCCAUCCACCUUCAACGCCAAUGAGACAGCCUCCUUCAUCCUGACCAUCCACUCCAAAGCAGAGACCCAUGGCUAG
Molecule: messenger RNA, 828 nt
Organism: Morone saxatilis (striped sea-bass)
Lineage: Eukaryota; Metazoa; Chordata; Actinopteri; Moronidae
Product: calpain-8-like
Biological process (GO): proteolysis
Cellular component (GO): cytoplasm
Molecular function (GO): calcium-dependent cysteine-type endopeptidase activity
Source: RefSeq, a predicted model, not a curated record